Molecule: messenger RNA, 613 nt
Organism: Hyla sarda
Lineage: Eukaryota; Metazoa; Chordata; Amphibia; Anura; Hylidae
Product: glucosidase 2 subunit beta-like
Exons: 3
Coding region: 32-364 (110 amino acids)
Source: RefSeq, a predicted model, not a curated record
CCCUGUCAUUCCUAUAGAUGCCAUGGAGUAGAUGAUGGAGGAGGAGGCGCAGGAGCAGGAGGAGGAGGCGCAGGAGGAGGAGGCGCAGGAGGAGGAGCAGCCAGGGCCCUCCCACGGUUGCCAAAACCCCUCACCACCACCACCACAGGAUGAAGAGGAGGGGGAUUCCUCCACAAGUUUUGUGGCCUACACUCCAAUUCAGGAGAAAAUUCUAAUUGUCCAACAAAUUACAAAAAAAAUAAAACAAAUGAAGAAGGAGCACAAGGAGGACAUUUGCGACAUACAUCGCAAAAUAAGAGUUAUGGAGCAGAAACAUGAGAGAAGAAUUGCCGAGAUUGAAAAUCUUCUCAACAAGUUGGGAUAGUCCCUUUUCUUUAUUUUUUUUGUUCUUAAUCUAGUGGCUUUUCCUUUCCCUUUUCCACUACGUUGUUUGUUUUGCUACUUUUUAUCCUGAUAUUGGUUCUCUGGGUGUAUUCUAAUUAUGGACUAAAACCUUUGAAUGCCUUAUUGCUGUUUAUAUCCAGUACCAUAUCUCUGUUAUGAUUUAUCUUUAGCUCUGAAUUCUGUAUUCCAUGUACUAGUAUCCAUACUGUUAGCUCCCCAUCUUCUGUGA